This is a messenger RNA of Suncus etruscus (white-toothed pygmy shrew), 306 nucleotides long. Its product is annotated as CMRF35-like molecule 2. Gene Ontology annotation, cellular component: plasma membrane. Gene Ontology annotation, molecular function: transmembrane signaling receptor activity. The coding region runs from base 1 to 306 and encodes 101 amino acids. The record is from RefSeq and is a predicted model, not a curated record. The transcript has 2 exons. Lineage: Eukaryota; Metazoa; Chordata; Mammalia; Eulipotyphla; Soricidae.
AUGUGGCACUGCCCUCAGCUGGAAGGGGACAGACAUGUGCCUCUGUUUCCAGGCUCAGCUGCCAUACGUGGACCAGGAAGCAUAAGAGGCUACGUUGGAGGAUCCUUGACCGUGACCUGUUACUAUGACGCUGGAUAUGAGUCAUACAGGAAGUGGUGGUGUCGCGGAGAGAGGUCCCUGCUAAGUAACAUCCACUUCCUGAUCCAUGUGUUCCUGGAGGUGCCCCUUCUGCUGGGCAUGAUGGGAUUGGUCCUCUGGGUGAGCCGGCCACAGAGGAGCACCAGGAAGUGCCCUGAGAACCAAUAG